CGGCGUGCGACCGGAGAGCUCCCCCCUUCACACAGCACAGUUCGGUCUCCUCUCCCUGCAUGCAUGCUUCGCAGCGGGAGCCCGGAGCACUGCACACCGCACACUGCACACUGCACGCUGCACGCGGGUGCCCGGUAACCGGGAUAUGCACGCCCGGUAGGCCCGCCAGGCUGACGGCCGCGCACAUUGUCUCUAUUGCGCGUGUAACACAGAGUUAGCAGUGAGGCGGGUUGUUUUGUUGAGUCGUAGUCGAGGUGGACGCGGACCGCUCCAUUCGUCGCACGCAGCACACACACACACACACACACGCACACACACAUUCUGCUGGGAGAGAGUGCGCACUUGUUUUUUCUUUCUCCGGGUGGAUCCGAUGAGACCCAAUCGAUACGGAUCGAUCUUUUUUCUUUCCAACUGUUGCACGGACGCGUGGGAGCGGUGAGGCAGCAUGAGUUCGGGACAGGACGAGAGCUCGGUUCGCGUGGCACUGAGGAUCCGGCCCCAGCUGGGCCGGGAGAAGAUCGAGGGAUGCCACAUCUGUACUUAUGUGAUGCCCGGGGAGCCACAGGUGAUCCUGGGGAAGGACAAGGCCUUCACCUACGACCACGUCUUCGACAUGGACUCCCAGCAGGACGCCAUCUACGAGGCCUGCACCGAGAAGCUCAUAGAGGGAUGCUUUGAGGGCUACAACGCCACCAUCUUUGCCUACGGACAGACGGGCUCGGGGAAGACGUACACCAUGGGGACGGGCUUCGACGUCAACAUCGGGGAGGAGGAGCUGGGCAUCAUCCCCCGCGCCGUGCACCACCUGUACCGGGGCGUGGCCCAGCGCCGCCAGGCCGCCCAGGACCAGGGCCGGCCCGUACCCGAGUUCAAGAUCAACGCCCAGUUCCUGGAGCUCUACAACGAGGACGUCCUGGACCUGUUUGACUCUGUCCGGGACGCCAAGCAGAAGCCCCACAUCAAGAUCCACGAGGACGCGGCGGGGGGCAUCUACACCGUGGGGGUCACCACCCGCACUGUGGCCACCGAGGAAGAGAUGAUGCAGUGCCUGAAGCUGGGGGCCCUCUCCCGGACCACCGCCAGCACCCAGAUGAACGUGCAGAGCUCGCGCUCCCACGCCAUCUUCACCAUCCACCUCUGCCAAGUGCGCGUGUGCGCCCCCGACCCCGACGCCGACGUCCAGGAUGGAGAGACGGACAACAGGGUUUCCAACGGCAACUCGGAGAUCGACGAGUUUGAAACCCUGACAGCCAAGUUCCACUUCGUGGACCUGGCCGGGUCGGAGAGACUCAAGAGAACCGGGGCGACGGGGGAGCGCGCCAAGGAGGGCAUCUCCAUCAACUGUGGACUGCUGGCCUUGGGGAACGUGAUCAGCGCCUUGGGAGACCGUAGCAAGCGGUCGUCCCACGUCCCGUACAGAGACUCCAAGCUCACCAGACUGCUGCAGGACUCCCUAGGGGGCAACAGCCAAACGGUGAUGAUCGCCUGCAUCAGCCCGUCCGACCGGGACUUCAUGGAGACUCUGAACUCACUGAAGUACGCCAACCGGGCGCGCAACAUCAAGAACAAGGUGGUGGUGAACCAGGACCGCGCCAGCCAGCAGAUCAGCGUCCUGAGAACCGAGAUCGCCCGGCUGCAGAUCGAGCUCAUGGAGUACAAGACGGGGAAGCGCUUGGCGGGGGAGGACGGCGUGGAGAGCUUCAGCGACAUGUUCCACGAGAACGCCAUGCUGCAGACGGAGAGCGGGAACCUGCGGCUCCGCGUCAAGGCCAUGCAGGAGACCAUCGACGCCCAGCGGGCACGCCUCACCCAGGUCCUCAGCGACCAGGCCAACCAGGCGCUCAGCCGGGCAGGGGAGGGAGGCAGCGAGGAGAUCGGCAACAUGAUCCACGGUUACAUCAAGGAGAUCGAAGACCUCAGAGCCAAGCUGCUGGAGAGCGAGGCCAUCAACGAGAGCCUCCGUAAGAACCUGUCCCGGGCCUCCACCCGCCAGUCCCUGUACGGGGGCCCCGGGGGGCCCUUCUCCUCCAUGGCCCCCGAGAAGGAGACCUCGGACGUCAUUGAGCUGGCCAAGAAGGACCUGGAGAAGCUGAAGAAACGGGAGCGCAAGAAGAAGAGGAGCGCUGUGAAGGAGGAGCUUCCAGACAACGACCAGGACAAGGGGGCGGAGGGGGCGGAGAAGGAGGGGCCGGAGAGGGCCAACGAGGAGGCAGAGAUGGAACCCCAGGAGGGCAGCGACCACGAGGAAGGAGAGGAGGACGAGGAGGAGGAUGAGGAGGAGAUGGACGUGGAGGAGAGCUCGGACGACUCUGACUCGGAGUCGGAUGAGAAAGAGAACUUCCAGGCGGACCUGGCCAACAUCACAUGUGAGAUCGCCAUCAAGCAGAAGCUGAUCGACGAGCUGGAGAACAGCCAGCGGCGGCUGCACACGCUGAAGCAGCAGUACGAGCAGAAGCUCAUGAUGCUGCAGAGCAAGAUCAGGGACACCCAGCUGGAGAGGGACCGCGUGCUGCACAACAUGGGCUCGGUGGAGAGCGGCACGGAGGACAAGGCCCGCAAGAUCAAGCUGGAGUACGAGAAGAGGCUGAGCGUGAUGAACAAGGAGCUGCAGAAGCUGCAGACGGCUCAGAAGGAGCACGCCCGCCUGCUGAAGAACCAGUCGCAGUACGAGAAGCAGAUGAAGAAACUGACCCUGGACGUGGCCGAGAUGAAGAAGACCAAGGUCAGGCUGAUGAAGCAGAUGAAGGAGCAGCAGGAGAAGAACCGAAUGAACGAGUCUCGCAGGAACCGGGAAAUCGCCUCCCUGAAGAAAGACCAGCGCAAGCAGGAGCACCAACUCAAGCUGCUGGAGGCCCAGAAGAGGCAGCAGGAGCUGAUCCUAAGGAGGAAGACUGAGGAGGUCACGGCUCUGAGGCGACAGGCCCGGCCCACGUCUGGAAAGGUCAUCAGGAAGGUCACAACCUCUGACCCCAGCCAGGACCCCUACAGACCUCCCUCUGGACGCAUGUACGCCCCGGGCAACGCUGCUCCAAACGGCACCAGGUCUUCGUACCGGCGCAUGACGGGCCUGUACUCCACCAGAGUGGCCCGGGUAAAAUGGCAGUCCUUGGAGCGCCGCAUCUCUGACGUCAUCAUGCAGAGGAUGACCAUCUCCAACAUGGAGGCCGACAUGAACCGCCUGCUCAAGCAACGGGAGGAGCUGACCAAGCGCAAGGAGAAGGUGAUCCGGAAGCGGGAGCGUCUGUCGAGGGAGGGUCCGGAGGUGGAGCGGGCGGCAGCGGCGGCGGCGCCACUGAACGAGGAGGUCGACGCCCUGGGGGCGAACAUCGACUACAUCAACGACAGCAUCGCCGACUGCCAGGCCAACAUCAUGCAGAUGGAGGAGGCUAAGGAGGAGGGAGACACGGCGGACGUCUCGGCCGUGAUUGGCUCGUGCACGCUGACAGAAUCCCGCUUCCUACUGGAUCACUUCAUGUCCAUGGUCAUCAACAAGGGUCUGCAGGCGGCCCAGAAGGAGUCCCAGGUGAAGGUGAUGGAGGGGCGUCUGAAGCAGACGGAGAUCACCAGCGCCACCCAGAACCAGCUGCUGUUCCACAUGCUGAAGGAGAAGGCCGAGGUCAACCCUGAGCUGGACGCGCUGCUGGGGAACGCCCUGCAGGAGCUAGGUAGCAUACCGCCGGAGAACGCAGACGACAGCAGCAGCGACGAGUCGGCCCAGAGUCCCUCGGCAGAAGGGAGCACCUUGGCUUCAGACCUCAUGAAGCUGUGUGGGGACACCAGAACCAGGAGUAAGGCUCGCAGGCGGACCACCACUCAGAUGGAGCUGCUGUACCCCAACAGUGACUCCGCCCCCGACACGCCCACCGACUUCUCCAGCCCCAUGCUGCCAUUGGCCGAAACGCCCGAAGGGGGCGGGGAGCUGGACUUGUCGGGCUCCUCUGUCAGGGACUACACUGCUCUUUCUCCUGGCUUCUCCUCUAAAAUGGGCAGCAUAGUGGUCAGCUCAGGGUCCCGGGCUCCGUCAGGGGCCGAGAGGCGGGCCCCCGAGCCGUCCCCGCUUUCUCGCAGGAAGACCUAUGACAAGGCACAGGCCGCGUCCGACAGGGCAAAGGUCAAGGAGAUCAAACAGGGUAUCAUCAGCCCUGUGCAGGGCUCUAAGAGCAGCCGUCUGGCGGCUCUGCAGUGCGUCCACGUGGCUGAGGGCCACAGCAAGGCGGUGCUCUGUGUGGACAGCACCGACGACCUGCUGUUCACCGGCUCCAAGGACCGGACCUGCAAGGUGUGGAACCUGGUGACGGGCCAGGAGAUCAUGGCCCUGGGGGGCCACCCCAACAACGUGGUGUCGGUGCGCUACAGCUCCAGCCUGGUCUUCACCGUCUCCACCUCCUACAUCAAGGUGUGGGACAUCCGCGACUCGGCCAAGUGCAUCCGCACGCUCACGUCCUCGGGGCUGGUGAACGUGGGUGAGGUCUGCUCGGCCAACACCAGCCGCACCGUCACCAUCCCGGCCGGCGAGAACCAGAUCAACCAGAUGGCGCUGAACGCCAGCGGCACCGUGCUCUACGCCGCCGCCGGCAACAGCGUCCGCGCAUGGGACCUCCGCAGGUUUGCGUCGACGGGGAAGUUGACAGGCCACCUGGGUCCGGUGAUGUGUCUGACGGUGGACCAGACGGUGAACCACCAGGACCUUGUCAUCACGGGCUCCAAGGACCACUACAUCAGGCUGUUUGAUGUGACAGAGGGGUCUCUGGGCAGCAUCGCCCCCACCCACAACUUCGAGCCCCCCCACUACGACGGCAUCGAGUCCCUGGUGGUCCAGGGAGAUCUGCUGUUCAGCGGCUCCCGGGACAACGGCAUCAAGAAGUGGGACCUGGACCGCAAAGACCUGCUGCAGCAGGUGCCCAACGCCCACCGGGACUGGGUGUGCGCCCUGGGCCUGGUGCCGGGCACGGCCGCCCUGCUGAGCGGCUGCAGGGGAGGGGUGCUGAAGCUGUGGCACACGGACACACUCGGGCCCCUGGGGGAGCUGAGGGGCCACGAGAGCCCCAUCAACGGCAUCUCCACCAACAGCAGCCACCUGUUCACCGCCUCCGACGACCGCACGGUGAAGAUCUGGCGAGCCAGGGGUGGUCUGGACAGCACCGCGGACGCGGCCGACACGGCCGAGGAAGUGGCCAGCAACUGACCCCCCCCUCCCCACCCCCCCCUCCCCCUGCACCCUGUUGACCCCUCCCCCCUGCCGAGGGGAACCCCUGAACAGUGGCCUGGGAUGCCAGCGCUCUGCACUUUGAAUCACCCCCCCCCCACACCCCCACACCCCUAACCUGUAGCCAUGGUAACCAAGCCCACAGGAAAUGUGAAAAAUAAAGGACGUUGGCGACUCGCGACUCGUCUCGGCGUGACCUUGACCACGCCCCCUUAGUCUUAACGCAGAUGGCUCCGCCCUGCUCUGCUCUGAUAGGUUACGCCGCGAAUGAAACGGCCCCCGUGUGUUCUCCCACCCCCCCCCCUCCCACGUAGACACCACUCGAUACCACGAAUGUCUGACUCCCGAACACAUUGACCCCCCUCUGACUGACCGUCGUGCGUCUCGUUGACCGCGCCUGCGGGCCACGCCCACUGAUUGUGAAACACGUAUUAGCAUGUAGAGAAGAGCCGGCCAAUGAGAGGGCGCCGCGCAGGGCUGGGAGCUGGCUUUCAGCCUUAACCCCCCCCCCCUCACCCUUCCUCCCUCCUCCCCAUCACUAAUCAAGUAGCUUUACGAGAGAAGGAGACGGAUCAUCAACCCCCCUUAGAAUGACCACCUCCUCCUCCUUUCCUGCUCCUCCUCCUCCUCUUCCUCUUCGCCUCGCCGUCCUCCAUGCUGCAGCCCCGCCCACAAAGCUCGUCUUAACCGCGGUCCUAUACACUGUACAUCUGACCCAUCAACGCUGUGUUUGUGUGUGUGUGUGCGUGUGUGUGUGUGUGUGUGAGUGUGUGUCCUCCGCUCCUCAUCACGGGGUUCUGACUGUUGGGGUUCAGCAGCAGGGGGGGGGGGGGGGGGGCAGGGUCCGCUUAUUGCCAUAGCAACCCUACUUGAUGUUCACAACAAUUGUUUCCUCUUGGCAGAGGUCGCGGCCUUUGACCUGGCACUACAAUGUAAACAUAAUGAUGUCUCUCUCUCUCUCUCUCUCUCUCUCUCUCUCUCUCUCUCUCUCUCUCUCUCUCUCUCUCUCUCUCUCUCUCUCUCUCU
Molecule: messenger RNA, 6232 nt
Organism: Gadus morhua (Atlantic cod)
Lineage: Eukaryota; Metazoa; Chordata; Actinopteri; Gadiformes; Gadidae
Gene: kif21a
Product: kinesin family member 21A
Exons: 34
Coding region: 446-5185 (1579 amino acids)
Biological process (GO): spindle elongation; mitotic spindle organization; microtubule-based movement
Cellular component (GO): microtubule associated complex
Molecular function (GO): microtubule motor activity; ATP binding; microtubule binding
Source: RefSeq, a predicted model, not a curated record